Oreochromis aureus is the source of this 1412-nucleotide messenger RNA. RefSeq names its product HLA class II histocompatibility antigen, DQ beta 1 chain-like. Gene Ontology annotation, molecular function: MHC class II protein complex binding. Gene Ontology annotation, cellular component: membrane; MHC class II protein complex. Bases 79 to 873 code for a protein of 264 amino acids. The record is from RefSeq and is a predicted model, not a curated record. Gene Ontology annotation, biological process: peptide antigen assembly with MHC class II protein complex; immune response; antigen processing and presentation of exogenous peptide antigen via MHC class II. The transcript is spliced from 5 exons. Lineage: Eukaryota; Metazoa; Chordata; Actinopteri; Cichliformes; Cichlidae.
CUUUCCUUGUGUCUGUAAACCUGUAAACCAGGUGAACCUUGCACAUUGGAGAAAUUUUAUUCCUGUUUGUGAGGAAACAUGUCCAUUUAUCAUUUUUAUUUUUACUUAUUUUUUUCUUCUUUAAGUCUGGUUUUCUCAGAUCACGAUUAUUACCAGUCCAGAGCUUGUUGUACUUUCAAAGGUCCAGACUAUGAAGAUAUUGAGUAUACCAUUAUGCUUAGUUUCAACAAGAACUUUAUGAUGGAGUUCAACAGCACAAGAGGCAACUGGACAGGAUUCACACCCUAUUCAAUGGAUGUUGCAAAACAUACCAAUAAUCCCAUUGAAAAAGCUAUAAGAGAAUUUGAAAAAAAAAUAUUGUGUCUGGACAACAGAAAUGCCAUCCGGACCAUUGUUAAUCAGACAGCUGCUCCCAUCAUUAAAAUGAAAUCUGUGAAGCAGUCUGCUGGAGGUCACCCAGCCAUGCUUGUGUGCAGCGCCUUCAACUUUUAUCCUAAACAAAUCCGAAUGACGUGGUUGCGUAACCAAAAGCAAGUGACUGCAGGUGUCAGUUACUCUGAGGUGAUGCCUGAUGGGGACUGGUUAUACCAGACUCAAUCUUACCUGGAGUACACCCCAGCUCAUGGAGAAAAAAUCACCUGUGUAGUUGAACACAUGAGUCUCCCUGAGCCAGCACUUGUGGUUUGGGACCCCUCCCUUCCUGUGGCAGAACGUAAUAAAAUUGUUAUUGGACUCUGUGGACUCUUGCUUGGUUUCGUUGCAGUGAUCUCUGGAUUGCUCUACUACAAGAAAACAUCUGCUUCGUACACUGUUUUCUGCCACAGGCGAGUGCUUGUUCCUGUGGAACAGCUACUUGCAGAGGGAGCAACUUAAGACUCUGAUCAAAUAUGUCUUACUGUUCAAGAUGAUCUGAACAUUGCAGUUCUGUGUGUCUCAGGUUUUGGUGUGGUCACUUUUAGGUUACUGUUUGGGGUGUUGGGUGGGGCUUUACAGCUUGAGCCUAUAAGCCAUUAAACAGUGCGGAUUUCUAAUAUACAAUGUAUUUUACAGCAUACAUGCUGGAGCUGUUUCAAGUUUGUCAGCAUCCGGUUACAAACUCCUCUGCCUAAAAGGAAGCAACCAACAUUGUCCCCUUUAUGCUUGUACCAAGAACAGGAAACUUUUUUUAGUUACAGAUUGGGAAGGUGAAUUUAAGUAACAAAAAGAUAUCCUCGGUAUGCUGAACAUGCGUCAUAGUACAGGUUCCCGAUACUUUUCCUGGUAAAGAAAACAAACAAAAAUAUAAGUAAACUUAAAUUUAGGGUUUUGUUAGUGCAGCUUGGCUCUCGGCAUGUUAAUAUUUUGUCCCGUGGCUCAUUUUAGACUUUUAAGUAAUUGACACAUGACACAAUAAACAGGUUUUGUAGCGCUCA